This is a messenger RNA of Arctia plantaginis, 5895 nucleotides long. The record is from the annotation of a GenBank genome assembly. Lineage: Eukaryota; Metazoa; Arthropoda; Insecta; Lepidoptera; Erebidae.
AUGUCUGAAAUGGAAGUGAUAGAGAGUGGGAACGAUUGUUCCAAUGAUUUACUUCUCCUGGACCGCGUGUUCCUGCGUUUGGGGAGUACGGACAGUGAUGAGCAGCUGGAGAGUUGCCUGACUCGAUUCCUGCCGCCUGUAAUCCUCAAACUGUCAUCGCCUCAUGAACAGGUUCGCACCAAAGUUAUGGAGUUACUAGUACAUGUAAAUAAAAGAGUUAAGUGCCGCACCUCUGUUCAGCUGCCAGUGCAGACUCUGCUGGAAUUAUAUAAAGAUACUACAUCCAACAGUUUUAUUAUUAACUUCUCAGUAAUCUACAUUACGAUGGGUUUUCCAAGACUGCCCCGUGAUAAACAGAUAAGCCUAGCCCCAUCUUUGUUAGAAGCCAUGGAGAACAAACCACAGGGCCAACAAGACAGUAUUCUCAUGAUAGUGAUGCCUCUGCUUGGUGACAUCAAGGAGACAGAUUUGAAUUUAAAGGGAAAACCUAAAGUUGCUAAUUUAAUUCUGAAGUUUGCAACUGAUGUUCUUCUUCUACCAUAUAGAGCACUGCCGAAUCCAGGAGAGAGUGAAUUUCAAGUCCCGCCCGGUAUGAGUAUGAGGACAUACAAACGUAUUGUAGAUAAAAAUCAGUUGAACCCAAACCAGCUUGAAGAGAUGAAGCUAUCGAUAGUGAACUUUAUAAGUAAGGACAUAUUCAACAUGAACGACAUUCUUGUCACACUGAUUGUGGCGGCUGCGGAUUCGCGAUUUAGUGUUGCCAACCAUGCAAAUAGCCCACUUAUUAGGUGUAACAGCUCAGUUGAUUGGUCGCAACCUUCAGUGGUUGCACCAUUAUACUCUCUAUACCUAGGCACUUGGGGUGGUAUGAAGGUGCCGCCUGAUGACCGCAAGGUUGCGGCAUGUACGAGACUGCGAUUAAAAUUGAUACAGUAUUUGAACAAAGCAACAGGUCCCGCAAUAAUGUUUCCUCAUUGUGUACAGGUGGUAUUUUCAUCUCUGUUUGACCCGAACACAAAUUUACGGUUACGAAACCAAGCGUUGGUGUUUCUCCUUAACGUAAUCAAUGGAGGUGAUCAAAACCAACUGAAAAAGGUGGCAACAGUGUUCCUACAAGGCUUACUGAAACUCAUAAGGACCGAGGAUCAUGUGGAACUGCACCCUAAAGCCUAUUCGUGUCUGGGGCGUUUGGCAAUGAAAUGUCCAGAUAGCAUAAACAACCAAUUUACGUUAUUGGAAGAACUCGUGAAAAAAAUUCCUGAAGCGACACCUGAGAUGAAGACCGCACUCAGGGAUGCCCUGCUUGAGAUGUCUGCCGCUUACAAGAUUAAUAACGAAGUGAAAGCCGAAGUAGCUGCUUCUCAGGAGCCUGGAACAUCAAAAGCUGAUGAAGGAAAGAGAGCAUUUGACGAGCCUCAAGCUUUGGCGUUAUUCGCAUUAUUAGAUCAUUACAUGCACAAUGGUGAAUCUAUGAUCCGGUAUAUCGCUAUGCGUUAUUCGGCAGCUGUGUUUCCGCAAAAUUAUGUGCCAUCUCGAUAUCUGUUAUUGCUCGCCAGUGGAGAUAGCCAAGACGAUAUCUCAACUGAAGCUUUAAAAUGCCUUUACGGCACAUCACGUCCGAGCGAAAUAGAAGAUAUUGUGAACAACGUGUCCAAGAAAGAGGCAACAACAGUGAACAUAGAUGAGGAUUCAUCCAAAAGAGACAAGGACCAAAAGAGUGAAGAGUUAAUAGUGCCAAAGUUUCGUGAUGUAGUGAUUUAUGUGUGGGACCAAAUGCAGAAAAGGAAGAAGGGGUCAAAUGCUAAGCAUCGGUUUGUGAUUGGCAACAACGUAUUGCAGUUUCAUCCGGUCACAUAUCAGGAGAUCUUACGAUACAUGCGAAUGUGUCUGAAUAGGGAUGCGAAUCUUCAAGAUUGUUCGAAUCACCCCAACGCGACGUCACCACUCCUUACUGAAUAUUGUCGAAAGCACCUCGUGGGAACUACAAUAUUGGAGCAGUACCUUAAUUUGAUCACGACCUUGUUGAACUCUAAUCCAGAACUGAUGCCUUUAACGUGCUUUUUGGAUAUCGUGGGCUGCAACCCCCAAGAAAUGGCUCCCAAAUACACCAGUUUAUUACCUUUCUUAAAAAAUAUAUACAUGACCAGUACCAAGGAAGACGUUCGAGAUGUAGCUGGAAUGAUUUACGCUAUCAUCUUUGUUACGACCAGUGAUAAAAAUACGAUAGAAAAUGAAAUAAUGGCCGCGAAAGAACUUUAUAAGAAACCGCAUGAACUACGCAAUUUGGAGACUCGUUGUGGAAUAUUAGCGGCGCUGUCUAACGUAUGUGAACGGUGUCUUGCAUACGCUAAAAGAGGAAUGUUCGGUGGUCAACACUUCGAUGCUAAGAAUUGGGCGAGUUAUAAAAUAGUUGCAGCUGCAAUAGCAAACUUUCUCGAAAGUGCUGACUCAAUGAUGAUCAGCACUGCCGUAACCGCCAUUGCGUUGCUCGUUCGAUCCAACGGACUACCUGUACUUGAUGCGACUGAGGACCAACGGAAAUUAUUAUCAUCCGAGGACCCCUUCGAUCUCAAUAUCAAUCAUCCAUGGACUGAGGACAACGAAGUCACGAAGUAUAUCAUCGUCCAAGAUCUGUUUAGGAUAGUGGCAAAUGCGAAGUUGCCGUCGAAAGUAAGAGAGAGGGCGCUUUUAUCGAUAGGACUUAUGUGCUGCGGUGAACAGCUUCAGUUCUCUAAAGAAAUCAUUAAGGCAUUCUUGCGGAUGGCAAAAGAUACGAAGGAAUUCGAAAUUCAUCUACAAAUAGGCGAGUCCUUGGUGUUGUGCGUUGAAGGCGUUAACUCCAAUGAAAACAGAGACUUUUGGACGGAAUUACCAAAAGAGGGUGCAGACAAGAUAAAAGACCAUGAUGCAUUGAAACAGAAUGAUGAGAUACUGGAGUGGCUCCUGCAGCAGUUGUUCACAUUAUCUAGGCAUCCACAUCCACACUCCAGACAGGCUACAAGCAUUUGGUUUUUAGCAUUGCUAAAAAAUUGUCCUGAACGACAACCUAUUAAGAAGAAGUUACAAGAAUUGCAGAACGUUUUUAUGGACUUAUUGUCUGAAAAUAGCGAUAUAGUGCAAGAUGUGGCUAGCAAAGGUCUAAGCUUGGUGUAUCAGAACUCCGAGGAGAGCCAGAAGCAAGAGCUAGUGGCACAGAUCAUAGACCAGCUAACGAGCGGCAAGCGUUCCGUAGCACAAGUCACUGAGGAUACCAAGAUUUUCGAAGAAGGACAACUUGGGAAGGCGCCUACAGGUGGAAAUCUUUCAACUUACAAGGAAUUAUGUUCACUUGCGUCCGAUCUCAAUCAACCAGAUUUGUUGUACAAGUUCAUGCAUCUCGCUCAUCACAACUCUGUGUGGAAUUCUAAAAAGGGUGCUGCCUUCGGUUUUCACUCAAUAGCAUUACAAGCAGGUGCCCAGUUGUCCGAGCAUCUACCCAAGAUAGUGCCGCGACUGUAUCGCUACAGGUUCGACCCCACGCCGCGCAUUCAAAACUCCAUGCAGAGCAUCUGGCACGCCAUAGUGCCUAAUACACAAGCCACAGUACAUAAAUAUCACAAAGAGAUCCUAGAUGACCUCGUGACGAAUCUCACUUCAAAUCAAUGGCGCGUGCGCAUGUCGUGUUGUAACGGCCUCGCCGAUUUAUUAAGGGGUGCCAACAGUUUACAUGACUCUCUACAUCAGCUGCCAACGAUAUGGGCUCAGUUGUUCCGAGUUAUGGACGACGUACACGAGGGCACCAGGCAGGCUGCCACAUCUACUGCUAACGUCUUAUCUAAACUAUGCAUACGAGCUUCAGACGUGAACCAAGGCAAAAACGGCAAGGAAAUUGUAUCGGCCAUACUGCCGAUUUUACUGGAAAGCGGUAUCACUAAUCUAGUCAGAGAAGUUAGGAGCGUAAGCCUUCAAACAGUAUCAGCGUUGGUAACAGCUGCUGGAGAGAGUCUCAAACCUUUUCUGUCUCGUCUGAUCCCGGCGCUGGCCGGAGCGGCCGGAGAUCUCGAGAACGUUAAAUUGUCGUACCUUAGCACCGUACUGGCGGACUCGUCUAGUCGAGAUCUGUUAGAUGACAUGAGGGCGAAUGCAGCAAGACAUCACUAUACUACUGACACUGUUGUUAAAUGCAUGCCGUACAUCGAUAUUGAAGUGAUGAAAGAGAUGCUUCCUAAACUCCUCGAGCUGAUGAAGUCUCCUCAGCUUGGCACCAAAGUCGCAUGUUGCCAUUUCAUAGUACUGGCUGCUCACUAUCUUAGGAGUGACUUGGAACCCAUUGCUGGCAAGAUCAUGAGCAACCUGCUGAACGGAACGUUUGAUAGAAACGCAACAGUCAGAAAGAAUUAUGCGGAAGCUCUUGGGCAAGUGUCGGCUCAUGCUAAGUCAACAUCUGUGGAGAAACUGAUGAAGAAACUAGUAACAUUGUACGAAACCAAGGAAGAUGACACCUCGCGGCAAGCGAUCGGCCUAACGCUUAAGGCCAUAGCUAAAGCCAAAAUAGAGCAUAUUAAGGACAACGAAAACAUCCUUGCUGCUAUGGUGUUCCUGGCCAUGCACGGUCCUAAAGAUGAUGAUGCGACUACUGUGGAGAUAUUCGAAGAGAUAUGGACGGACAUUAGCCCAUCAAAAGAGAGCGGCAUCAAGCAGCACUUGCCGUCCAUUCGGGAGGAGAUCGAAAAAGCACUUAAUUCCAGCAGUUGGACAAAGAAGACACAGGCAGCGAUGGCAAUAAAAACAAUCUGCAAAGAGUUAUCAUCGGGCUUGGGAGAUCAACGCGAACAACUGAUCCGGUCGCUCCUGGCGGCAGUGCACGGGAAAACAUUUGACGGCAAACAACACGUUCUGGAUGCGUUAGCUGAAUUAUGCACGGUGAAGGCGGGCGAGGCGAGCGUGGGCGCGGCGCUGGCGGGCGCGUGCGUGGGCGCGCUGCUGGCGGAGGCGCGCAAGCAGGACAUGCUGUACCGCCGCCACGCCAUCGCCGCGCUCGCCAAGGCGCUCUCCGCCACCAGCCUCGACAGCUUCCACCAGCUCUACGACAUCGUCAAGGGGAUCUUGUCCAAGUCCGAACUAUCAAUGAGUAAGGAAUCCGAUGAGGAAGACAACGAAGGCGCUAGACAGAGACAGGAACAACUCACAGCAUUGAAGGAAGCCGCCUAUGAGUUACUUGGCAAAGCGUGGCCUAAGGAAGCCGAGACACAAGAAAAAUAUCAAGACGUAUUCUUCGAGCAUUGCGUCACAGCGUACCCAUCGAGUUCACGAUCGACACAACUCGCUAUUUUAGGAUCUGUAGCGCGCGUGUUGGAAAGGCUGGCGGUAUUGAGCAACGCAGGCGAGCCCAUGGAGACAGACAACAAUGCGUCUUCGAAUACCGACAAGUCGAUAGCCAGUGUCACUGGCCAAGUCUCAACUAUAAUUGAUUACACGCUCAAAAACAGCAAUCAAGUACGCCACCGAAGGGACGCACUCAACAUAAUGGAAAUUCUAGUGAAAAAACUAAAAGAUCUCAACAAAGUAGAGGAAUUAGAAAAGCUUAGAAACAUUUACCAGUUGUACGUACAAGAGCUGUCGAAAGAGCCGUCGCACGAAAUAAGGACCAAAGUGGACAGUAUUAAGAGUGGAACAGACUAUGAAAAACAACAAAACAUUGUUACUGAAUUCCUGUUAAACAAGAAAGCGAUUGGCAGUGUUCUCAACUUCAUCUUAAUAUCGAAAAGAACAUCUAUGUUGAGGAUUAAAAGGAAAUUCCACAACAUCUCAAUAUUAAACGCUAACGCUCCGACAGAACUCAUCUCAGAUGAAAAUAAAGACCGCAUCUACGAAGACCUGGAAGUGGCAUUCGAUAAAAACCCAAAUCAACGCUAA